This is a messenger RNA of Doryrhamphus excisus (bluestripe pipefish), 4405 nucleotides long. Lineage: Eukaryota; Metazoa; Chordata; Actinopteri; Syngnathiformes; Syngnathidae. The record is from RefSeq and is a predicted model, not a curated record.
UAUUUUAUAGCGUGACUGGUUGUUGUUUUUUGUCACCAAACAUAAAAAAUGUUCAGCUCUUUUGUAAGAUUCCCACAUCAUAAUUCCAUAAUUCAAAAAUCACGGCAACAUUUUUCACAUUGAAAAUGAAUGGACACGUUCAAUGUCGCCCCCUAUUGGUUGAAAUUCAUUUUUUACAUUUAACAUUCAAUGUAACAUUCUGAGCCACUUACGAAAAUGUGAUUUCGUUCUUUGUCCACUUCAGGCCCUGGAUGGCGUAACGCUUUCUCCUCAGGUUGGUCUUCAACUCGGCACCAAACUUGUCCGGCACACCACAGCGUGCUCUCUUCAUGGCCCUGCGUAUAUUUCACAACCAGUGCAUAAAGGUUCCAGACCAGUUCUCACCCCCCCUCCCCCACCCUCGUGACAGUGUCAGUACCAAAAGACACUCACUUGUUCCAUCCCGACUGAGCCAAUGGAAAGAUGAACUGAUGCAUGCUGGUUGAAGUUGCCAGUGUUCUUCUCAAUGAGAUUCAUCAGAUUCAACAACAAUGGGUUUAUUGAUUCAAGAAUUCAAGUAUAAGGCCCACAGCGACGACGGCAGCAGGUUAGGAUCCUGCCUCUUCGGGAGCCCCUGCAUCCAUGUCGGACUGCCCGGAAGGCUUUCCAGACUCUUUCCCCCCCUGACUGGCAAGAGCGGGAUCAUCACUUGACCCGGGACUGUUGUUGAGGAAGGCUUGGUACUGGUUCCAGAAUCCCGCUGAGCUGGUGGUGGCCGGAAUCGUCAAGGAAGCUACAGGUGCUGCACGGGAAUCCCAGUUUCACCUGACUGAUGGGCAAGAUUCAUAUUUCACUGACUCAUGGGUACACGAGGAAGACUCCAGUUUCACUCCAGACUCACAGUAUGGCACCAUACCUGCGUCACUGUUUGUGAGCCUCCUCCCAUCUCCUGGUCAUGUGACUACACGGUUAAAGCAGACACCGAAGGAAACCCUACAGCUGCCGGGAUUAAGGACCUGUGUCAGCAUAUCGACCACUUGUCGCGUUCUGAUGGCCUCUGUCUGCAAACACCAGCACAACAGGUGAGAAUAUAUGCCCCUCCCACCCCCAUAUGUAUAUGUAGAUACUGUAUAUACUGUACUAUACUACUCAACUGAAAGACUUUGUACUUGGACAUGCAUGAGCUUACUUACAGUAAAUGAGGUUAACAAGCUGUCAAGGAUGAUCUCCUGAUCCCAUCGCAACCUGUCAGGCUUUGUAACACCAAGACCCAAGAACCACGGGAAUCUAACCGUCUCUACAUUGUUAAGUAUUCUAUUGGUAGUAGCCAUGGUAGUAUUCCUGCACUGUCAUUAUUAGGACACCGUGAGGACAUCACUAUGGCGUCUGUGUCGGAAGAACUGACCUGCUCCGUCUGCAGAGAUAUCUUUAGCAAACCCCACCCCCUCCCCUGCGGUCACAGCAUCUGUCCGGCGUGCACCCGCGAGGCCUGGAGCGUCCACGGUGAGGGCAAAGGUCACUUUGCAUGCCCCCAGUGCGUGGAGCAACGCGGCGAAGUGCUGUGCGACUGCUGCUCCCCCGAGGCGGACGAAGGACUGGUCCACGCCGCCGUCAAGACAUGCCUGAGAUGCGAGGUGUCUCUGUGUGCCGAGCACCUCCGGCAUCACCUGGACAGGCCGGCGUUUAGCAGCCAUUUGCUGGUGGAGCCGCUGGGGGACAUUUCCCAGCGGAAGUGUCCCACGCACACGGAAUUGUUCCGCUACUACUGCGCCGACGAGAGGGUUUACAUAUGCGGCGACUGUCUGCUGGAGGGAAGCCAUUCUCAGCAUAAAGUCAAGGGGCUGAGGCAGGUGGAAGAGGAUCUGAAGGAUAUUCUUCAGACGCUGCUUGGAAAGUCGGAAGAGAAGCUAAAAAAUGGAGAGCAAAUUCUCAAAAACUAUGCCAACAUUGAUUCUACCAUUGCUGAUUCUCUGGUGGAGGAAAAUACCCAAGUGAAGCGCCUGGGCUCAGACCUUCAGGUCCAAGUGGAGAAACUGAUGGAGGCGCUAAUAGAGAUCACUAAGAAGGACAGGGAUCAAAUCAUGGAGCGUGUGCAUGAAGACUGCUCCAAAGUGAGGGAGGACCUGAGCCAGACGAUGAACAUCCAGCACUACUUGGCCUCGCUGUUGGAAGAGACGGACCCCUUCCUGCUCAUCUGGGCCUUUCAGUCUGAUGACACAAAGUUACUACCUGACCUAAACAGUCCGCUUUUCACGCCAGAACCAGUCAGUUUGGACAGAAAGCACAUUCUGGAGGACAUGGAGGUCAAAUAUCGAGAGUUUAUCACCGCCACUCUCCGCUGCCUCAGUGAACUCAAGAGGGAGCUGCUAACGAGUCCUCUGACUCUGGACAGCAACACUGCUCAUCCUCUUCUGUGCGUCUCGGAUGACCUGCAGUUGGUCACUAGGCUAAAAGGUCGUCUGCCACUUGCGGUCCACCCUGAACGUUUCGACCACUGGCCGCAGGUUCUCACGGUUCAGAGUUUCACGGCUGGGACUCACUAUUGGGAGAUGGAAGCUGAGGGAUUCUGGGAUAUCGCCGUCUGCUAUCGGAGUAUAGGACGGAAAGGAAAGGAGGGCAAUGCUUUCGGCAACAACACGGUGUCAUGGAGUCUGACCCAGCAACACGACAGGAAGCUGGCCGCUUGGCAUAACCGCAAGAAAACCCGCCUCGCAUACAAAAUGACUGGCAACCGCGUGGCCGUGGCUGUGGACUACAGCGCCGGCACCGUCACUUUCUCUGAAGUAGGACCAUCAGGCAACCUAACCCACGUUCACACUUUCUGGACCACGUUUACUCAGCCAGUGUGCUUGGGCUUUGGACUUUAUAAGUCUGAGCUCAACAGUUGUAUUUCUAUCAUUAAAGUCUAAGGCAAGGACUUGUAAGGACAUGUAUUUAAAGAAAAAAACUGCAUCUAAGCUUUGUGAUAUACAUGAACAAUUUAUAAUUAACGACUUUUUAAACAUGAUGAGAGCCCUCCACACAUAAAAUAACACCCCUGUAGUUACCUUUACACUCCUAUUACCCAAUAUAGUGGACGUAAGAGAAAAUAAAAUAACACAUACCAGUAGCCUGGGGGAUUCUUUCAUUUGAUACACUGACUACACGCUUACGUUUAUGGUGGUUAAUCGGUUCCAGACCCUGGUAGGUCAGUUUCAGUGAAGUAGGAUUCCUGAUUUAUAAAUACGAUAUUUUCAGUUAGAGGAUAGAAAACCUGUUGACCACCUUCUAAAUGUGUUUUUUUUAACAUGAUUAGAGCCCUCUAGACAUAAAAUAACACCCCUAUAGUUACCUCACGAGGGUCGUGGGGGUGCUGGAGCCUAUCCCAGCUGUCUUCAGGAGGCGAGAGGCGGGGUACACCCUGGACUGGUGGCCAGCCAAUCACAGAGCACAUAUAGACAAUCAACCAUUCACACUCACAUUCAUACCUAUGGACAAUUUGGAAUAUUUUUGGAAUGUGGGAGGAAGGAGGAGGAGUACCCGGAGAAAAAUCCACGCAUGCACGGGGAGAACAUGCAAACUCCACACAGAGAUGGCUGAGGGUGGAAUUGAACCCUGGUCUCCUAGCUGUGAGGUCCGCGCGCUAACCACUAACCGUGUGUGGCGUCUAUUAUAAUGCCUUUCUAAUAAAAAAAAAAGAGUAGCGCCAAAUUUAUCUGUGGCGGUCCAAAUGUAUUUAUGGCGGGCUGCCACAUAUAAGGAGCUGUACUGGUGCUUGUAUGAUGUGUUUGUGAGUACCACUGCACCUCCCUGGCCAGGCCGCACAGCUGCAUAUCAAAACAUUACUUCCAUGAUAUUCAUAUACAAUUUAAUGAUUUCAUUCAUCCAUUCACAUUCAUACCUAUGGACAAUUUGGAGUCGCUAAUUAACCUAGCAUGUUUUUGGAAUAUGGGAGGAAUGGGAGUAAAACCGGAGUAAACGGAGAAAACCCACGCAUGCACGGGGAGAACAUGCAAACUCCACACAUAGAUGGCCGAGGGUGGAAUCGAACUCGGGUCUCCUAGCUGUGUGGCCUGCGUGGCCCCAAAAAGGUUUAUUUUGAAUCAAAAUAAUUUAUGUACAAUGUUCAUUCAUGUACAAUUUCAUUGAUUUAUUCAUUUAUUUAAAUAAUUUAUUAUUACUUAUAUUAUUGUUUUCAGUAUAUAUGUUGCUACUAUUUUGGUUCUUGUCUGCCCUUUGGGAAAAAAUUAAUAACAAGUGUAUCUCAGUGUAUCUCAUUCAUAAUUAAUUCAUUUUAUUUCCAGAAUAUGAAAAAGGCCCAAAAAAAAAAAGAAUAAACUACCGAGGUUGGGAUUGAACUCGGGUCUCCUAGCUGUGAGGCCUGCACGCUAAACACUAUACCGCCGUAUCAAUACAUUAUAUAUUGAAAUAAUUAUUAUUCAUUCAU